Messenger RNA from Paramecium sonneborni, 1329 nucleotides. The record is from the annotation of a GenBank genome assembly. Lineage: Eukaryota; Ciliophora; Oligohymenophorea; Peniculida; Parameciidae.
ACUAAAGUUAAUGAAUAACAAUGGGUUAAUUGUGUAUAUUAUUGGUACAACAGCAGCAGGAAAAACAAAUUUAUCUUUGAACUUAGGAAUAGACAAUUAUGAGAUUAUUUCUUGUGAUUCUAUGUAAAUAUAUAAGGAUGCUAAUAUUAUGACUGCAAAAGCUACAGCUGAAGAAUAAUAGAUUAGAAAGCAUCACGGAAUUGAUUUACUUGAUUUAGAUUCUGAAGGUUUUAAUCGUAAACAAUGGAAAAAUAGUAAAAUCUUUUAUAAACUAUGUUAGUAACAAUCUAAAAAAUUGAAGAAUUGUAAUCUAAAGGGAAAAUUCCAGUUUUAGUAGGAGGUACUCAUUAUUAUAUAGAAUCAAUCUUAUUUAAUUAAGAAAAUGAAGAAAAUUAAGUAGUUUAAGAAGCUGAAUUAAAUUUAAAUGGCAAAGAACCAUAUGAAUAUUUAAAAUAGAUUGAUCCUUUAGCUACUGAAAAAUUUCAUCCUAAUGAUCAUAGAAGGAUCAAAAAUUAAAUAAAAUAUUUUUUAAGCACAGGAUAAUUACCAUCUGAAUAAUUAGAUCAUCAUUCUGAAUUUUGUUAAUUAAGAAGCAAUAAUUUCCUUAUAUUUUGGCCAAAAUGGAAAAAAAAUGAAGAUCUAAAGAUAAAAGUAACUUAAAGAAUUCAUGAAAUGCUUGAUUAAGGGGGAACUGAAGAAAUAUUAAGAGUUUUUGAGAGAUUAUAGAAUAAUUAAAAUAAAGUUGGCGGAGUGUUAUAAAGUAUUGGAUAUAGAUAAUUUGAUAAAGUUUAUUAAUAUUAUAAAGAAUCAGGUUUAUAAUUUCCAAAUGUAGAUGAAAAGUUUAAUGAAUUAUUAAAAGAAGGAGCUGAAAAAUUAAUUAAUGAUACUAUGGGAUAUACAAAGAAAUAAAUAUAAUGGAUUAAGAAUAGAAUUCUAUGUAAUUCUAAAAUUGAUCUAAUAGCAAAUAGGUUAUUUUUAUUAGAAUUUGAAUCAAUUCAAACAUUUAAAGAAUAAGUUAUAGUUCCUGCUUAAAAAAUUUAUAGUUUAUUUUGUUAAUUAUUUUAAGAAGAUAAAUUGGGAGAUGAGUUAUUUAAUAUUAGCUAAUUAAAUUUAUAAAAUAUAACAAUAAUAACUCCUGAUAUGAUAAAAAAGUAUAAAUAAACAUAAAACUUAAAAUCAAGAUAAAAUUGGAAAAAAUAAGUUUGUGAAUUAUGUAAUAAAACAAUGAAUGGACCAUUUGAAAUAGAAUAACAUUUUAAGUCUCGUUUUCAUAGAAUUAAUCUUUUAAAAGAUGAAUAAUAUUAAAAAAAGAAAUAAAAAAUAGAUUGA